CGCGAGAUUUCGCUUGGCUGAUCCUCUCAGGCAGAGUCCGUGAACGGAGUCAGUCAAUGUGGGACGGAGUUUUGUCUGUUGUUUAGUGGAGAAGGAGGGGGAGAGCGGGUCGUUGAUUUGACACAGGGCUUGCUUGAAAUCAGUUCGGAGAGCAAGAGAGCCAAGAAUGGCGUCGGGUGAGACACUGUACAUUGAAACCGACGGCUCGGAGAUGCCGGCCGAGAUCGUCGAGCUGCACGAAAUCGAAGUUGAGACCAUCGAGACUACAGUGGUCGGUGGAGACGACGACGAGCACCAGCCGAUGAUCGCUCUGCAGCCUCUGGUUACAGACGAUCCUAACCACGUUAACCAUCAGGAGGUGAUUUUGGUACAAACUCGCGAGGAGGUCGUUGGCUGCGAUGAUUCAGACCUCCACGCAGACGACAGCUUCGAGGACCAGAUCCUCAUUCCCGUCCCUGUUCCGGUGGCAGAGGAGGAAUAUAUCGAGCAGACUUUGGUGACCGUGUCUGGCAAGAACCCGUCGGGUAGGAUGAAGAAAGGAGGAGGCAGCGGGAAAAGAGUGGUCAAAAAGAGCUUCCUUAACUCCGCCGAGGCGAGCGGACGCAAAUGGGAGCAGAAGCAAGUGCAGAUCAAAACACUGGAGGGGGAGUUUUCCGUCACUAUGUGGGCAUCUGAUGAUAAGAAAGAUGUCGAUCACGAAACAGUGGUGGAGGAGCAGAUCAUUGGGGAAAACUCUCCUCCUGAUUACUCCGAGUAUAUGACAGGCAAAAAACUGCCCCCUGGUGGCAUACCUGGUAUUGACCUUUCAGACCCAAAACAGCUGGCAGAGUUUGCAAGAAUGAAGCCGAGGAAAAUAAAAGAAGACGAUUCUCCAAGGACGAUAGCCUGCCCCCACAAAGGUUGCACAAAAAUGUUUCGGGACAAUUCCGCUAUGAGAAAGCACUUGCACACCCAUGGGCCACGGGUUCAUGUCUGUGCUGAAUGUGGGAAGGCGUUUGUGGAAAGUUCCAAGCUAAAACGACAUCAGUUGGUUCAUACUGGUGAAAAACCUUUCCAGUGCACUUUCGAAGGAUGUGGAAAGCGCUUUUCUUUGGACUUUAACUUGCGCACACAUGUGCGGAUUCACACUGGAGACAGACCAUAUGUUUGCCCGUUUGAUGGCUGUAACAAGAAAUUUGCUCAGUCCACCAACCUGAAGUCUCACAUUUUGACACACGCAAAAGCUAAAAACAAUCAGUGAGAUCGCUCGCUGAGGAAAGUUUCCCUAAAGACUCCGACAACAGCUUCCUGCUCCAAAACCCACUUUGUAUGUCGUUUCUAGAACCAUUCUUUUCUAAGAGAAUCUCAGCACACAUUUUGAUGGGAUUUGAAAUGUGAAUGAGGACCUGAUACCAAACUAUCCCGUCAACCUUCUCAUGGUAUAGACCUGAAUUAAAUAACUUCCCGGUUAUGAGAGUUUCUUCUUUCGAAGAUGUGAUUGUUUUUGUGGACCCUCAUUCACAUACAAGAUGCUCAUUAUCCUGAGCCCAAAGAAGCAAAUUGUCCAUCAGUGUGUCUGUUUCUACCGGUUUGCAAAGACAAAGACUGCUUUUUAGAUGUCUUCAAAGUGUGCAUAUUGUACACUUUUUAGAGCGUAGAGCUGUCAUAAUGUGUGUGUGUGUGCGUGCGUGCGCAUGUGUGUGUGUGUGUGUGUGUGUGUGUGUUGUCCCUGAGACUUAAAAUCUGUGAAUGCUUUUCUUCAAGGAGAAUGAGUUGGCGUUCAGCUUUUUUUUUUUUCUUAAUGUAAAUACAGCUUUUCUUUGUGAGAGGUAUCCUGUGCAGGUAUCUCAUUUUGUAUACCUGACCUGUAUAAAUGUUUUGAAAUCAUGUAGAUAAUAGAUAUGUUGAUUAGAUUGUGUUUAACCAAUUAAAAGUUUUAUCCAGCUUCAGGAAGUACUACUACAUACACAUGCCUUCUUUUGUAACACGGUAACAAUCUACUCAGUAUGUGAAAAUACAAUUUUCCAUCGAAUUCUCUAAUUUAUUUGAUGAUAUGGAAUAAAGCUAAACUCCCUUGUGCAGUUGCCAAGAGCCUGAAUUUAUCAUGCUGUUGUAUGCUAAAUGCCCUCAAUUGACUUAAAGCUGCACAAUCCUUGCUUUUAAAAUUGUUUUAAUUUGAUUUCACAAAUGACCACUUGAAAGUGAUAUGGGUCUGGUUCAUGGUAAAAAGUAUUACUGCAUCUAGUAGACAAGUUACAAGCAGCAGUGAAUGUACAAUUUGAAAAUGUAUUUUUUUUUUUUAAAUCAAUCAUAACAUGUACCUAACAAUUAUGAGUUGCAGUAACAAAAAAAAAAAAGCACAGCUCUAACAUUGCAUUACUGCAAGCUAAUAUUAAAACAUCCUAACUUAGAAUAAUAGUGAGUGAACGUGAGGCUAAGUAUGAUGUCCCAUAUUCGGAAUUUGUAUAUGAAUAUAUGCACAAUAUUCAGUUAUAAAUUGUAUAAAGUUACACAUGUAUGCUUUUUUAAAUAUUUGUAUGUACUAGUAUGCUAUUGGUGAUGAAGAUUGCUUGCUUUUGCCAAUAUUUGCAGUGUAUCACAGACUAGCGAUCCUUGCAGAACCCUAAAAAUCAUUUUAUUAAACUUUAUUAAUCUGAA
Molecule: messenger RNA, 2637 nt
Organism: Megalobrama amblycephala (Wuchang bream)
Lineage: Eukaryota; Metazoa; Chordata; Actinopteri; Cypriniformes; Xenocyprididae
Gene: yy1a
Product: YY1 transcription factor a
Exons: 5
Coding region: 167-1240 (357 amino acids)
Biological process (GO): regulation of transcription by RNA polymerase II
Cellular component (GO): PcG protein complex; transcription regulator complex
Molecular function (GO): RNA polymerase II cis-regulatory region sequence-specific DNA binding; DNA-binding transcription factor activity, RNA polymerase II-specific
Source: RefSeq, a predicted model, not a curated record